Molecule: messenger RNA, 1554 nt
Organism: Trypanosoma cruzi
Lineage: Eukaryota; Euglenozoa; Kinetoplastea; Trypanosomatida; Trypanosomatidae
Exons: 1
Coding region: 1-1554 (517 amino acids)
Molecular function (GO): metal ion binding
Source: RefSeq, a predicted model, not a curated record
AUGAACAGCGCUGUAGACUCAUUGUUGAUGCGCCUCAAGUUAUCGGAUUUAAUUCCGAAGUUCAAGGAGAUGAAGCUGGAUCGUAUUGUGAACCUGCGCAAGCUGAGUGAAGAAGAACUCCGCGAGGCUGUUCCUGACGAUGAGCAGAGGAAUCUUAUCAUUCACGCCAUUUCAAACCGUGGGACGCACGAAAAGAGACAGCAGUCACAGGCAGCAAACAUCAAUCCUCCACGCAACGCGGAUGACGGGGGUCGUGUGGGCAUGUCUUUUCCACGUGGCUCCACACGCGGUGGCAUGGGGCGUGGUGUAAGCCGUGGUGGUCGUGGCGGAGGCAGCAUAAACAACAACAGCAACAGUGAGACGAACACCUCGUUCCCGGGUCGUCAACGUGCGUGCAACCACUUCUUUUCAGGAGAGUGCAAGUUCGGUGACCGCUGCCGCUAUAGUCAUGACAAGGAAAUUUAUGAUAGGGAAAUGGCGGAAAAUGGGCCUCGGCGGCCUAACGAUUCUGUUAGCAAGCCGAAAGACUACUCUGAGGUCUGUGAAAUUCCUACGCAUCGCAUCAAGUUUUUACUUGCUAAGAAGGCUGAACGUCUCAAGCAGAUUCACAUCCAAAAUCAUACACACAACGAACCAUUUAAGCGCGUCGACUCAAACGUUGAGAAGUUUGAGUUGGUAGUGUACGGUCCUGACCCUCAAUCUGUUCUGCAGUCAAAGAAGAUGAUUCUUUCAUACGUUGGUGUGACAAAACAGGAAGAGCAAAAGAGUCGCUUGCAGUACACAAUCAAUGAACUGAGCAGUAAUCAGCACGCGGCCAAGCUUCUAGCUGCUUGCAAUAUCAAGAACGAGGGGACCGCCCGUGAACUCUCGGAAGAGACGUUAAAAAGCAUUAUUUCCUUUUUCCGUUUUGAGAAGCAACAGGACGUUCGUCACUUUUAUUUGAACGUCAACCACGACCGUGUCAAACUGGAUAAGGUGGCCAAAAUAGUAGCCCAGUUACGGGGCGUUCAGGCCAUCAUGUUCAGCGAUCAGAAGCGUGUGAUGGAGAUGAGUAAGGUGGCCUCAAAGAUUGCACGCUUUUUCAAUGGUGUGACACCACUGUUUUUGCAUCGUGAAAUUCCAAAGGAGGAACGCAUGCGAAUUCUCCAGGAGUUCAAGGAUGGUGAGGAGAAUGAGAGUGGCAUUCGCGAGCGCCUGCUCAUCACCAAUGAGGACUAUGCAAAACUGGCACGAAAAACUCUUAUUCCGUACGUUAACCUUGUCAUCAACUACGUGGUACCACGGACAGAGGAGUACUACCUACUUCAGUCACUCGUAGCGGGACGCAGUGACACAGUAGGGGUUUCUAUUCUCUGCGUUAGUCCAUACGAUCAGUCCACUUUCCACGAACUGCAGCAAAAAAUUGUAUUUACGGCAAUUGAAGAGGAGAGCGAUUUUAUGGAGACGGCGGUACAGCUGGUGUAUGACACGACAGCGAAUCCACUGACUGACGAAGACGCCGAUCCACCAAGGGACUGGAAGGAGAAGUUGGAGAAGAAGAAUGCAUCCGCCUAG